Messenger RNA from Notolabrus celidotus (New Zealand spotty), 1702 nucleotides. Its product is annotated as LIM and SH3 domain protein 1-like. The transcript has 8 exons. The coding region runs from base 168 to 1088 and encodes 306 amino acids. NCBI's taxonomy places the organism in Eukaryota, Metazoa, Chordata, Actinopteri, Labriformes, Labridae. Gene Ontology annotation, molecular function: actin filament binding. The record is from RefSeq and is a predicted model, not a curated record. Gene Ontology annotation, cellular component: focal adhesion.
AAGUGAAUUCAGAGUAAUUUAGAUUCAGAAAAUGGACAUGCCAGUCUGAGAACUACUUCCUCCGAGUGUCCUUGAAGGCAUCGUGAAGGCUUGGUUCUUCAUGCAUGCUGGUCGUUGACUCCUCCUGUCUGCCUUGAGGUGUAGUCUUCCAGUCCUUAUAUUAACUGAUGUGCCUGCAAGAGAAGGUGAGGUGUACGCUUUGCAUUAGGAUUGUACCUUACCUCUCAGCACUCUUGACUGGAUCACCGCGUCGUUGUGUUUUUGUUUUUGUCUGGUGUUCCUGUGCCAUCAUGAAUCCGCCCUGUGGGAGAUGCAACAAACCAGUCUACCCUACAGAGAAAAUUAAUUGCCUUGAUAAGAACUGGCACAAGGGUUGUUUCAGCUGCGAGGUUUGCAAGAUGGCGUUGAGCAUGACGACCUACAAAGGCUUUGAGAAGAAACCUUACUGCAGUAUGCAUUACCCCAAGACCUCCUUCACCAUAGUGACCGACACCCCCGAGAACCUGCGUCUCAAACAACAGACCAUGCUCAACAGCCAGGCGCUCUAUAAGGAGGACUUUGAAAAGAACAAGGGUAAAGGUUUCAGCGUGGUGAGUGACACUCCGGAGAUGCAGAGACUAAAGAAGACCCAAGGACAGAUCAGUCACGCUCUUUAUAAGGAGGACUUUGAAAAGAGCAAGGGGAAAGGUUUCAGCGUGGUGGUUGACACUCCGGAGAUGCAGAGGCUGAAGAAGACGCAAGACCAGAUCAGCAACAUAAAGUACCAUGAAGAAUUUGAGAAGAGCAGGGUUCGAAGUGACGCACCUCCACCUGAAAACAGACAAGAUUUAGAAGGCCAGCCAGCCAACCCUGAGAGAUUCAGUAAGCCUGUUGGACAAGUGCAUCCUGCUGCUGUAGCUCCGCCUGCUGGAGGGAAGCGUUUCCAGGCGAUCUACAGCUACACGGCGGCAGAAGGAGAUGAAAUUUCUCUGCAGGAAGGUGAUGUGAUCUUAGACGUGGAGCCGAUAGACGAAGGAUGGAUGUUCGGAUUCAACCAGCGCAGCGGACAGCGAGGCCUUCUGCCCGCCAACUACGUCCGACCUGUGUGAAACAAAUCCACCUCCAUCACCUGCUGCCCUGUGGGUCUGCUGUCAGCAACAAAAACAGGCGUCUUUUUACCAUUUUGGAAACAGCUGUAUGUAAACGUUUCCUGUGACUGGUUCAGCUUUGCUUUUUUUUUUUUUUUUUUUUUUUAAAACAGAAACUUGGUUUCAGAUUUAGGUAAAGAAGAAGAAAGGGUUGCCUCUUCCUAAAAAAAUUUAAAGUGCAGUUUCACUUUUGGGAUUACAGGGACAAAGAAAGGUGUGAAAUGUCAUGUCUGUAACCGAAACCCCCAAAAAAGAGGAAGUAAGAGAUAAGCAGACGUAAUAAAUUCACAAAACGGAAGAAGUGCUAAAAAUACAGCUACAGUUUCCUGCAUUGCUUCUCACAUAAAUAGUAUUUAUCUCUCUCAGGUAACAUUUACCUAUUUAUGUACAUUUCUUACAGCAGUAAGUGCAGCACUGACACAAACAGAUGCUUCAGGUCAGAAAUAUUUAUACCAUUUUAUGCAGUUGAACCAAGGAAUUCAUGCUUAAGACUCAUUUAACGCUUUAAUUACAUAAAUGUACUGACUUAAUGGUGUAAGCUGUUUUGAUUAAAAGAUGAACAUAACUGUGUUAAA